UUGGAGAAAAAGUUGACCCAGGAGUCCCCUAAUGACAGAAGGGACGCGAGGGCUGGCAUAGCAGGUGUGUUUGGUCUGUCCUCUGGGAGAGGGACUCUGGAAAGAGCCGGAGGAUACGCUGAAGAAGAUACAUCAAAGGACCUAGCUGCUGGGCCGCGGGUUGCUCUUGGGAGCGGGGCGGUGGGGGCGGGCCAGCGCCGGGCUCAGUCCGCUCGUCGGCUCUCUCCUUGCAGGCCCUGCCAUGUCCCGCAGGGUAGGCUGGCUGGCCCUGUACAGCCUUGCUGUGCUGCUGCUGGGCUGCCUGUUCUUCCUGAAGAAGGAGGCCCACCCAGCGGGGGGCCCCAUGGCCCGACAGCCCUUCUGGGCUCCCCCAGGGCCCCGGCGCAGCCAGUGUCCGCCCAACCACACAGUGGCUAAUGCCUCCCUGUUCCUGCCUAACCGUCACCGCCUCUUCUUGACCUAUCGCCACUGCCGCAACUUCUCCAUCUUGCUGGAGCCUUCGGGCUGUGCCAAGGACACCUUUCUGCUCCUGGCCAUCAAGUCACAGCCUGGCCACGUGGAGCGGCGGGCGGCCAUCCGCAGCACGUGGGGCCGGGCAGGAAGCUGGGCUAAGGGCCGGCAGCUGAAGCUGGUGUUCCUCCUGGGGGUGGCAGGAUCUGCGCCCCCAGCCCAGCUGCUGGCCUACGAGAGUCGGGAGUUUGAUGAUAUCCUACAGUGGGACUUUGCUGAGGACUUUUUCAACCUGACACUCAAGGAGCUGCACUUGCAGCGCUGGGUGGCAGCUGCCUGUUCCCAGGCCCAUUUCAUGCUAAAGGGAGAUGACGAUGUCUUUGUCCAUGUCCCCAAUGUGCUGGAGUUCCUGGAUGGCUGGGACCCAGCCCAGGACCUACUGGUGGGAGAUGUCAUCCGCCAGGCCCUGCCCAACAGGAACACCAAGGUCAAAUAUUUCAUCCCACCCUCCAUGUAUAGGGCCCGCCACUACCCACCCUAUGCUGGGGGUGGAGGGUAUGUCAUGUCCAGAGCCACUGUGCAGCACCUCCAAGCAGCCGUGGAAGAGGCUGAACUCUUCCCCAUUGAUGACGUCUUUGUGGGGAUGUGCCUGAAAAAGCUGGGGGUGAGCCCUAUGCACCAUGCUGGCUUCAAGACAUUUGGAAUACGGCAACCCCUGGACCCUCUGGACCCCUGCCUGUACAGAGGGCUCCUUCUGGUGCACCGCCUCAGCCCCCUGGAGAUGUGGACCAUGUGGGCACUGGUAACAGAUGAGGGGCUCAAGUGUGCAGCUGCCCCCUUGUCCCAGCUUCGAGGGGUGGGUUGAGCGAGUAGACUGUUAAUUUUGCAAUCAUGAUGAGAAAUCGAGAACCCUGAAACUUGGCCCUUGAUGGGUCUACAAGAAAUGCUGAAUUUGUUUUUGUAACCCCCUCCCAAAC
This is a messenger RNA of Eubalaena glacialis (North Atlantic right whale), 1427 nucleotides long. RefSeq names its product UDP-GlcNAc:betaGal beta-1,3-N-acetylglucosaminyltransferase 4 (gene B3GNT4). The coding region runs from base 242 to 1315 and encodes 357 amino acids. The record is from RefSeq and is a predicted model, not a curated record. Gene Ontology annotation, cellular component: membrane. The transcript has a single exon. Lineage: Eukaryota; Metazoa; Chordata; Mammalia; Artiodactyla; Balaenidae. Gene Ontology annotation, molecular function: hexosyltransferase activity.